Molecule: messenger RNA, 1663 nt
Organism: Fragaria vesca subsp. vesca
Lineage: Eukaryota; Viridiplantae; Streptophyta; Magnoliopsida; Rosales; Rosaceae
Product: F-box/kelch-repeat protein At3g06240-like
Exons: 3
Coding region: 5-1396 (463 amino acids)
Molecular function (GO): protein binding
Source: RefSeq, a predicted model, not a curated record
GGGCAUGGCGGACCAAAAAAAAGGAAAAAAGAAGGGCAAGGCGGACCAACUGACGGCCCUCUGGCAUAGGUUGCCGUCGGAGAUUAUACCCGAGAUACUUUUAUGGUUGCCAGUCAAGUCUUUAUGUCGCUUCAGGUGCGUAUCCAAGUCUUGGCUUUUGCUAAUCUUAGACCCCAAAUUUGUGAAGAAUCAUUUCAACAAAGCCAUUGAACAUGAGCAUGUGUUUUACCAGAGAAGAAAACUCUUAUUCACUGAUGAAAAAAUCAAUUCACUCUACUUUUUCGACCUUGAUGAGUAUCUGAAUCGUUAUAAUGAUAAUCCCUUUUUGAAUGGUAUUGGUAACCGUAACAACAAUGUCGGUGAUUAUGAUGGUGAUCUAAUUGUCACUAGACUUAAACUGCCCAGUUAUCUGCCCUGUUUUCGGCAAUUUCAAAACGAGAAGUGGAGCUUGGUGUCUUUCUGCUGUGGGCUUGUGUUAUUUAAGCUUGGUGUGGAGUAUUAUGUGGCUAAUCCAGCAACAAGGAAAUAUAAGAUACUGCCCGAUCUAAUUCCAUGGCCAGAAGCUCCACCCUUCAUGCCUUACAAUGGGUUCGGUUUUGAUCACUCCACUGAUGAUUUCAAAGUGAUUACUUCCAAGUGCUCCAAAGAUGGAAUUGAGUUUAUGGUCUAUGCACUCAAAUCCAGUUCUUGGCGAAAAAUUCAAAGGCGAUUUCCCUACUAUGCUGGUCCUCCAAGGCCACUUGCCUACAGGUCUGGUCCUGGUCAAAGGCGAUUCCCUUACAGUACUGGUCGUGCUCGUGCUGGGAUCCUGCUUAAUGGAAGACUGCAUUGGUUGAUGAGGAGACUGGAAGAUGACUCACAGGUGAUUGUAUCCCUCUGUUUGGCAGACGAAGAGGUUUGGGAAAUUCCACUGCCGAUUGAUUUUGAUGUGGGAGCAUUGCAUACACUGGAAUUGGGACUGUUUUUCAAUGACAGCCUCUGUAUAGCUCAUGUUUUUGUUACUGGGAUGACCCUAGAUCCAACUUCAGCAAUAACAUUACAUGAUGAGUUUUGGGUAAUGAAGGAAUACAAGGUGGCGGAGUCUUGGACUAAAAGGAUACUCUCCUCUGGCUUGGAAGGUUAUUUAUUGCCUUCCAGUUACCAGAGGGAAAAUCAUGCUCUCUUUUGGGUCGGGGAAUGUUUGGGGCAGAGGGUGUAUAAUAUCAAAGAUUUAUGCUGUCAACGUCUAUCGAUUCCAGGAUAUCCUACAGUUACUGGUGCUGGCUUCUACGUGGAGAGUCUUGUUUCACUGGACACUGGAAGAGGUUUCAGGUUUUCCCAUAACUCCAUAAGCAAUAGCAUAUGGACAACGUGUUUGAGCUUAUGGAAUUUGAAAUGUUCACUCUGCUCUUUCUAAUGCUGAAUGUUGUGAUGCAUGAUCGUAGUUCAUGGUUGGUUUAUCUUUGUGGAAUGUUUCACUUGCUGUAGAAGAAUGAUGAACAUGUAAUUGAGAAUUUUGAAUCUAUCUUAUCUCAUAUAACUCAUGUCUCAUUUCUUGUGGGGCUAAUUUAGAUGUACUAAGUACUCUAAUACAAUGAGAGGGGUUCCUUCGUCUGAUUCCCCUUGAAGUAUGUAACUUAGUUCUUUAAGACCAAGUAAUGCAAGGCCUAUAAUGAGCUAUUAA